AUGUCGGACAUCAUCAAAGGUUUCUCUAGCUUGGUCGCCUCGAUCUUUGAGAUUUUCAAAGGAAUCUUCACCACUGCAUUUGGCACGGUCGAGUCAGCCCUAGAAUUGGUUGUGGGAAUUUUCAGAAACCUCUUCAAUGUCGCUGAAGGAUUUGUUGGCUUUAUUUUAGGAAACAUUUUCAUCAUUGGAACGAUUGCUGCGCUAAAGAAAGAGGGAUUGACAUGA
Trichoderma gamsii is the source of this 225-nucleotide messenger RNA. RefSeq lists its product as hypothetical. The transcript is spliced from 3 exons. NCBI's taxonomy places the organism in Eukaryota, Fungi, Ascomycota, Sordariomycetes, Hypocreales, Hypocreaceae. Bases 1 to 225 code for a protein of 74 amino acids. The record is from RefSeq and is a predicted model, not a curated record.